Messenger RNA from Myripristis murdjan (pinecone soldierfish), 1994 nucleotides. RefSeq names its product solute carrier family 25 member 33 (gene slc25a33). Gene Ontology annotation, molecular function: pyrimidine nucleotide transmembrane transporter activity. Gene Ontology annotation, biological process: pyrimidine nucleotide import into mitochondrion. The record is from RefSeq and is a predicted model, not a curated record. NCBI's taxonomy places the organism in Eukaryota, Metazoa, Chordata, Actinopteri, Holocentriformes, Holocentridae. Gene Ontology annotation, cellular component: mitochondrion. The transcript has 7 exons. Bases 172 to 1113 code for a protein of 313 amino acids.
CAGCUCCCCGGGUCACCCUGCCGCACUGACAGGCUCCCCUGAAAGCCGGCCGGAUGAACGUUAGCACGCUAUUUAGCCUCAGCAGGAGCAAACUGUUGCCCCUCUACCUUUGAUAUAAACGAGAAUUUACCAGGAACAUAAGAAGAUUAUGGUGGCCGUUUGAAAAAAACAAUGGCGCAGAAAGACACGCUAUUACAUCUCUUCGCUGGGGGAUGUAGUGGCACAGUAGGAGCCAUCAUGACCUGCCCCCUGGAGGUGCUGAAGACUCGGUUACAGUCCUCUGGCCUUUCCCUCCGGCCCGUCUUCCAGGUCCAGCUGGGCACCCUGAGCGGUACUGGAGUCAUCAGACAAGGGACUGUUACACCGGGGCUGCUGCAGGUGCUACGGUCAAUUCUAGAAAAAGAGGGACCAAGAUCACUGUUCCGUGGCCUAGGACCGAACCUUGUUGGUGUGGCCCCCUCAAGAGCCAUUUACUUUGCUGCAUACUCAAAGUCUAAAGAAGUCUUCAAUGGCUUGUUCGUUCCCAAUAGUGGAGUAGUGCACAUGUCGUCUGCUGGCUUUGCAGCCUUUGUUACUAACUCUCUGAUGAACCCCAUCUGGAUGGUCAAGACAAGGAUGCAGCUGGAGAGAAAAGCCAGAGGAGAGAAGAAAAUGAACGCACUGCAGUGUGCCCGCUAUGUUUACAGAACAGAGGGGAUCCGGGGCUUUUACCGAGGCCUGACCGCGUCCUACGCUGGCAUCUCGGAGACAAUGAUUUGCUUCCUUAUCUACGAGACAUUGAAGAAACACCUUGCUGAACGCCGCCUCACAUCCCCAAAUAGUAACACGGAAAAAGGAGCAUCAGACUUUUUAAGCCUGAUGGUUGCAGCUGCUUUUUCAAAGGGUUGUGCGUCCUGCAUAGCCUACCCACAUGAGGUCAUUCGGACGAGACUGCGGGAGGAGGGCAGCAAGUACAAGUACUUCUUCCAGACAGGGAGGUUGAUAGCAGUGGAGGAAGGAUAUGCAGCUUUUUAUAGAGGACUCAUUCCACAGCUAAUUAGACAAAUCCCUAACACAGCCAUUGUUCUCUCCACCUAUGAACUCAUCGUCCACCUGCUGGGAGAGUCAAAGUGAAGACACGUUUGAAAGCAGGGUUUCCAUAUCAAAUGCUGGAAGCCACACGAUACCCAAAGCACACUUGGCAAGAGACAGUUGGAAGACGCAGCACUCACGUUUUUUUUAAUGUGGUGCUAUAGAGACUUUUUUGGUGGAAUUUGAAGCAGGUUGUACUGUUAUCCAAAGACCUAAAUGUAUUUUUAUUUUAUUGAAAGCAUGUCAUUAGAAGUUUAUCAGAAUAACUCAGCAGUUGCAGUACUUAUGAAAACUCCAUACCUAUGAAAAAGGUCAUCUGCUUAGAGGAGUAGUGUUAAGUUAACUAAAUUAUUUUGUGUAUUAUUUUUAUUGUUAUGACAGUGUUUGUCCGUUUCCUUAUUCUUAUCAGUGGUGAAUGUAGCAAUAUCCAUCAUUGGCAGGCUGAUUCAUUAUAGUUAAUGAAGGGAAGAAGUUAGGAAAAAUGGUACUAUUAAUAGUGCUGUUCUUUGCUAUUUGAUGACCACAAAGACCAUUGUGAGAUUUCUGUUUAAUCUUUCAGUUAUACACUGUGGUGAUUUUGAAGUUUGAAUUACAUCAGAGAAAUUUAUCAUAUUUUUCAUUAUUAUAUACAGGUUUAUCUGUAUAAUUUCUUUGUGAAAAAGGACAGUCACCUUUUACAAUAAUAGAACUUGAAUGCUUAUUUGACCAGUGGCUCAAUAAACUGCAUCAAGAGAUUCGAUAAGUUGGUGGGUGACUCUGACAUUGAGGUCAUUAUUGUCAGCUGUUACAUGCUUUUGCCUUUAUUAGAGCUGGGCUAGAGCAGCUUUCUGAGCCUCAAUUGUGUGAAGAUGACCAAGCAAAGAUGACUCGAUAGCUGUGAAACUGGGUUAGAAAUUACUGCAAAAUGAACAUUUUUGGCAUGA